GAUUGCCUGGAUACAGCUUAGGGUAAAGUUAUCACAGAAUCGGCAAAUUAUAACAGGACACAAGGAUAAGAAAGGAAAGAAUAAACAAGGGCAAAGUAUUAAGAGUACAUUUCGAAAAAAAAGCGAAGUACAACAAGAGUUUAGCUUUACCAUUUUUAUUUCACAAAAAUGUCGACCUCUCCUGCGGCGAGCACCUCUGGUGCUGCUUGGAAAACUGUGCAGCUGAAGUUGUCACAGCAUGGCGGAACGACUGCUACCACCCCAUCCUGGUUCUGGACGUUUCAGCUCGGAUCGCGCAGCUGGCAGGAAGUGUAUCAAGAGCAAUUGCGAAGAAGUGUCAAUAGCCAAGAAGCGGCAACAGCAAGAACUGCAACUACAACGGCGACCGACAGGACGGGUGUUGAUUCGGCAGCGGCUGCAACGGAAAAAAAAUUGAUCGCCACAGCAGGCGCAUCGACGGCAACAAAAACUUCUACAUCGAGCUCUGCUACAAGGGACGAGACGACCACCAGCACCAUCGAUACGAAGCUGCACCAGGACUCGGUUCUCCAGUUUUGGGUCGACGCGUGCAAACGGGAGCUUCCGCAGGAACUCGGAGAGCACGCAGAGUUGAUGGACGAGGCAGGCUGGGUGGUCGGGUUCAGCGGCGACUUCCUGUUCGUGCUCGGCAAGCUAAGCCUGGAGGACCCCCGGCUGGUGGUGCUGCAAUUUAAGAGGAUCGAGAGGGAGAAAGGGAUCACGAUUCAGGACCUCCUGGCCGUGUUUCUCGGUGCCAUAUUCGACCCGUUCCACAGCACGAACAGCUCCGCCGGGCCGCGCCGCCCCUUCGAGGUGGUUCUGGAGUUCUUUCCAGAGGCCGAAGUAGAAGAUUCGGGAACAAACAAGAAACCGUCGGACACGGACCUGAUCGAGUUCCACCGCAUCCUGGCCGACAAGCUGCGCAUCUCUCGGGUGCGGUAUGAGGGAUACAAGCCGGCCAACGCGCGUGGCAAGUACGAGGAGGUUCCGGUCAAGAACUGGUGCGCGAACUGGUUUCGCAUCGAGAUGCGCUUGCCGCUCCUCUUGGAAGGCGAGGACGGUGCGUUUUUUCGGGAAAUCGUCGAGAAAGAGCGAUGGAAGCCGGAGCCGAAUAAAGAGACGCCGACGCAAACCUUCGCCUUUCGUCAACUGUUCGGGGGGAAGCUGCUGCCCAAAUUGCAGAAGGCACUGGUCACGAAGAUGAAGCAGACUGACGAGGAUCAUGAUGAUGAAAGUGAAGGAGUAGAAGUAGAUGUUGAAAGCGAAGAGACCCGGGCGACGGUUCGGACUCACUUGAAGCAGGCAGAAUCUUACUUGCAGACGGUGAAGAAUUUCCAGGACGCCAAAUCCGCCGUAUUGAAGGAGGCCGCCCAUCUGAAGAAGCGGGAGAACGUGUACUGGUCGGUGGCUGUCGACCUCAACGGCGGGCUGCAGCCUACCCUGGUGAUUCGUGGCUGCAGCGAGGGCGGGAAGGUGGAGAUGAGCAACGAGGUUUUGAUAUCCUGAGUAAAAACGUACCCACACCAGAGUUGUAAUGCAAAUCUACAUGCUGAAAAUGUUUCUCAUGCGGAGCUCCAUGAGAAGCAUUUUCUAGUCGUGUUUUGCAAUUUGUCAUGCUCCAAUCAGCAUGGUGCGCUAGAUCUGUGAUGCUGCUGAGCUAGCUCAAACAGCACUACACUACGAAUCCAAAUUUGUCAUGCAAAACAGCCAAAACUUGUGGAUUUGUCUAGCCGAUUCCCCAUCUUGACUCUGGUGUGGGUACGUUUUUACUCAGGAUAUUUGACCAAGCACCCCAUCCGGUUGUUUUGGAACGCCGCGUACCAAAUGCAAAAAUGUCUGGGUCUGGAAAGAUGCAAGGUUUGUCAUGCACAUUUUGCGUGACUCCUGAUGUCUGCGAUGCAUGCCCUAGCAUCACAGAUCUUGUGAGGGCUUUCUGAUGCCUAUACCGCAUGAGAAAUGCCGUCUCGCCGUGGCCAAAACGAGACCUAUUUUGCUGUUCAUGCAAUACAGAUUUUUGGAUAAUGCAGACGCAGCAUCACAAGUUGCAUUGUUCCAGACCCAGACAUUUUUACAUUUCAUACCGCGGUGCCCCCACCGGAGGCGCUCAGUGACCCGGCGCUCAGUCGCAACGCUAUUUUUGGCCAUCCCGCGGUGGAAGAGGUCACGCACAGUCUCUGCCAGACCAUGCGGGUGUGCGGUUACCGCCCCUCCUCCGUGGUGCUCGCCCAGCCGAGCGUGUGCGGGCUGGAGCGGCGCCGCUGCUACGAGCCGUUCUUCCGAACGAUCGACGUCACUUGCAUUCUAGGGAAGAAAAACUACUUUGAGCACGAACUUGGCCGGAUUGCCGCAGCGCGGGAUGAAAAAGAGGACAACGGCAGGGGGACCUCCAAGUUGUCCAGCAAAAGAACUACACUUUGGGAGAUCGACGGGCAAAGUCUCGUCUGGAAUAUGGUGAGUGUGCUCGGGGACGAUGCGCCAAAGGAAAAAAAACGCGAACUUCUGGAAAAAUGCAGCGGAGCGCUCUAUUCGGAUGGGGUGCACGCAGAAACUACUUGCAGUCCACCAGUCCUCGGAGGGGCCUGAGCAGCGCAAGUCAAGGACCCGUAGAACCAAUGUGCACGAGCGUAAUAUCGCAAGCACUUACUAAGAUUUAUUUCCUCUAGUCCAAGCGCAAACGGUAGAUUUUAUUUCAUGAACACAUCGAGUCAGAGUCGCAGAAUCGUCCAUACUGUCGUAGUCCUACAGCGAAAGAAUUAGUUCAGGAUAGUACUCUAUUCGACCGGAACUGCAGCUGAACCCAACCCAAGCCCGACGCUGAGGUUAGUAUAUUGAUUCGAGGAUCAGUACUACUGCUAGGCGCCUUGUGGUUUUGAGAAGCUGCAACGCGUGUGG
This is a messenger RNA of Amoebophrya sp. A120, 2910 nucleotides long. The record is from the annotation of a GenBank genome assembly. NCBI's taxonomy places the organism in Eukaryota, Dinophyceae, Syndiniales, Amoebophryaceae.